Messenger RNA from Vitrella brassicaformis, 1382 nucleotides. The record is from the annotation of a GenBank genome assembly. NCBI's taxonomy places the organism in Eukaryota, Vitrellaceae.
GCUGCUCACCUUCUCCCUCUCUUUCUCCUCCCCCCUCCCUCACCAUGUCGAGCACCAGCGCCCUGCUAGCUGUGGCCGUGGCCCUCUGCCUCCUCUCAUCCUCACUCGCAUUCGUCCCCAGCGCUCCCGCAGCACUCCGAUCUAGGCAGCAGCAGCCCAAGAGGUCAGUUACCUAACUGCCUCUGCAGUAGAAGAGGAGGCAGAUGCCUUAUUGUCCAGAUGCUGUCACACAUCUGAUCUGUGCCUGUUUGUCGCUUGAUGGGUGUGCUGUGUGCUGUGCAGGUCAGUGAUGCGUGCGCAGGCCACUUUGGACGAUAUGGUGGGGGGCGACGGCCCUGAACCAUUCAGCAGAAAUGUAGGUGGGGGUGCUGGGCCAUCGCUGCAGCCCUUGCGUGAGGCUUUGGGGUGUGUGUGUGUGUGUGCGUGUGUGUGUCCAGUUUGAUCCCCUCGGUUUGGCCGAGCAGUUCCCCCAAUACCUCACCUUCUUCAGAGAAGCUGAAAUCAAGGUCAGUCAGUCAACAGCACACACCCACACACGGACAAAUCCAUGACACACACACAUUGCUGUGUGUGUGUGUGUGUGUGUUUAGCAUGGUCGCAUUGCCAUGUUGGCUGUGUUGGGUAUGGUGGUGCCCUCCUUCUGGACCCUCCCCGGCCGUGAGGGCAUCUCAGUCUUGGCCGCCCACGACAAAUUCGUCGAGAAUGGUGUCAUGGGACAGGUUGGUGCGCACACCACACCCCGACGAGGGCCACAACACGCACCCACCGGUGUGUCUGUGUGUCUGUGUGCAGCUGCUGUUUUGGGUCUCCUUGUGGGAGAUCGUGACCUUCAAGACCGUCGUCGACAUGGACGAGAAAGACCGGUAUGCUCAACGCUCAACACUCUGCAGCCAUCCAGUCGUCCACCUACCACAUCGUGUGCUGUGGUGUGUACUAUGAUGCGUGGCGUGUCAGUGAGCCGGGUGAUUUCUCGAUGGAUCCGUUCGGCUGGACCAGGACCCCCGAGAGGGCGCGGGUGCUCAGGACACAGGAACUCAAGAACGGGUGAGCGGAGCCGCACAAACAGCCGCAUCGAUGUUGAGUCAUGUCCACUCCGGCUGCCUGGCUUCUCUGUGUCUGUCUGUUUUGUCAUCAGCCGCCUUGCGAUGCUCGCAUUCUCGGGUAAGCCUACCACCACACACACAGAGACAGGGAGGGGGGGAGGGCGAGGCUGCUUCUGCACCGAACCCUGGUUGUUUGGUUGUCGGUUGUCGCAUCCAUCCAUCAGGCAUGAUCACCCAGGCGGCGUUGACGGGCAAGAACUUCCCCUUCUUUUAGUUAGUCUCUUGGCCAGCCAGUCAGUGUAUGUACAUGAUGUGAUGGAUGAGGGGGGGGGGGGGGGG